Schistosoma haematobium is the source of this 6004-nucleotide messenger RNA. RefSeq names its product WD repeat-containing protein 12. NCBI's taxonomy places the organism in Eukaryota, Metazoa, Platyhelminthes, Trematoda, Strigeidida, Schistosomatidae. Gene Ontology annotation, molecular function: protein binding. Gene Ontology annotation, cellular component: preribosome, large subunit precursor. The record is from RefSeq and is a predicted model, not a curated record. Bases 196 to 1536 code for a protein of 446 amino acids. The transcript is spliced from 12 exons.
GCCUGCUACCUGAAGUAGUGGUGUCUGGCCCUUCAGUUGACUCGUCCAAGAGUGGAUCAGACAUCCUCAGAAGCUUACUAGAAAAGGAUUAACAUGUGUCGUAGGCCUUCUGUCCUUUCUACCCAAAUCUGAAUCUAAAUCGUAGCUGUUUGUGGCGGUGCAUUUGGCUUUUGUGCUACCAUUUGGCGUGCACCAAUGGAUCAGAACGUCCAAAUAACUUUUUACACGAAAUCCAAACAGUAUUCUGUUCCCUCCGCACCGAUUGCAGUGCCACAACACACGACUGUUGAAGAACUCAAUAAUUUAGUCAAAGUUCUGCUAGAUGAAACCAGAGAGUCUAGGACAUAUCCGGAAUUUACGUUUCUCGUGGACAAUUUGAUUCUAACUUCAACUCUGCAUGAAUAUUUAUCAGAAAACGAAGUUAUAUCUGAAACCAUUGAUAUUGAGUUUUGUCCAAAACAAGAACCACCAAAAUACGAAAGAGAAUAUGUACAGGAUGACUUGAUCAGCUGUGUCAAACGCUGUGAUAAGUACAUUCUAACAGGUGGUUACGAUGGUACACUGCAUAUAUGGAGCCUGGAUAGCAAAAGUGCCGUAUUAUCUAUGGAGUUGGAGGAAAAAGUUAAAUGUGUAGAAUGGAUCAGUCUAGAUCAAACCAAAAAUGAGGCGGUUUUUGUAACUGGCGGUUUCGACCAAACAGCUCAGAUAUGGCACUGGGAUCUUAGUUCAAAUAAAGUUAAUUGUAUUGCUGUUUGUCGUGGACAUUCUGAAACUGUGAUGACCGCAGCCUCACGCUUCUCUAAUAAUUCUGAUACUCAUACAACACAUUUCGCUACAGGAUCUUGGGAUACAACAAUCAAAAUAUGGUCGGCAGGGAUUGAACCUACAGAUCUGUCUGAAGAAACAGGUGGUAUUGUACAUGUGAGGAAAUCGACUAGCAAAACACCUACUAGAAUCCCGUUAUUCACCUUAGCGGGACAUCGGGAAACUGUCACACGCAUUUGCUGGUUACCUUCCACCCUUACUAAUGAUAGCGAAAUAAAGCCUGGUGGAAACCAGCUACUGUCUAUCAGUUGGGAUCAUAGUCUACGUAUUUGGGAUUGUGAAGCGGCCAAAGGUAACACUGGUGCUGAAGUCCGGUGUAUACUUUCCAAUCAUGCUUUGCAUGAUGCAGAUGUCAAUAGCAGAGGUAUUUUGACUGCUUCUUCUGAUAACUGUAUUCGAAUAUUUGAUCCACGAGCAGAAGCACCUUUAGUACUCUCUGGAUUUCAAGGACACACAGGCUGGUUGACAUCAGUUGCUUGGGCACCUCAUAGACAAGAUCAGUUUAUAUCUGGAUCAAUUGAUCGUAGUGUUCGUUUAUGGGAUACACGUAAUCCUCGUUCCUCUCUAUAUGACUUAAUGGGACAUGCUGAUAUUGUGACAGAUGUUGAUUGGGCGCCUGCAAUUAAAUUACUUACUAAUGAUAAACCUAUACAUUAUAUCUUAAGUUCAUCAGCUGAUUCUACUGUAAAAGUUUAUCAUUAUCCAGAGUGAUAUAAUUUAUGUUUUGAUUACGACAAUCGAAUAUCUGUUUUUGAUUGUAUAAAAAUGCAUUUGUCUGUUCUCAAAUUAAGAAUAAAAUAAAAUAAAACAACCUGAUUUCACAUUGCAUUCUAUGGGUUUUUAUUAAACUUGAUGAAUAAAACAUGAAUAAUGUACAGCCAAUUCAAAAUUAAACACAUUAUCCCCAUAUGUAAAACGUGUUCUUGAUCAUAAAUAUUUUUAAUAUUGAGUAUGAUAAAUGUUCUAUUGAAAUGACUGGUUAUAAACUGUGCCUUUAUAAGAGAAGUCUUAUUUUUAAAUUAAAAUACAUAGGUCUGCAUAUACUGAUUUUAUACACAAAGCAAAAUAUUUCACGUUGACGAAUACUGUUUGUAUGUAAACAAAAUAGAAUUGACUCUGUUUGUUUAACCAUUCAAUGGAAUUUUAUAUGUCAAUCCAUUCAUAAUUGUUCGAAUUAAUUAGAGAGUUCGGAUUGUCAGAUGUUUAAGGCUGUCAGAAAAGAGAUCUCUUACAUGUAAUAUUUGUUGUUAUUAUUACUAUCAUGUUUCCAGCUUAAAGUUUACCCAUUAGCUUUCUGUUUAAUUGGAUCUCUCUCGAGAAUUACUAAUGUCCUACAUUGGAAUUCGUCCACCAGACUAUAUCAUUACCAUUGUACAUUCAUUAUAUAUGUGACUGUGACUUAUCCAAGAAUUUAGACAUUAUUAAAAAAUCUAUGAACAACACAAUGAGCUACAUCCGGUUUGACUUUUUGAAAGUUGGUAUUUCGAGACAUAAUUUACUACUAAUUAUUUAUAAUGUUUUAAGCCAUGAUUUUUCAGCGAUUCUGUAGUAUAACUGUUAAUCAAAGCCUGAAAUGGAUUGAGCUGUUAGUGAAUAAUAUGACCCCAUGAGAUAUAGUUUUCAUUGACAGAGUUAUAAAUCACACCUAUCAUAAAAAGCUACAUGUCAUAGAACUUUUCAAGUGUUAGAUGCUAGAUUGGUUCAAACUUAUGACCCAAUAGCAAGUGAUGAACCUAGACCCCAAAGUACAUCGUCUAGUUCACAUCAGAUUAAUUAGUAUGUGUGCUACGAUUAUGUUAAACGUUGUUAUACAUGAUCCUCUUGUUUAAUACGAUUUACAUUUUUUACUUUCUUAAUCUGUCAUAUACAUUACGUGGUUUAGUAGAUAAUGUGCUUAUUUUCAGUGCAGAAAUUGAUUGGUUAUCCAGACCUCCACUAAUUAUCCUAUAAACUUUAUCACUUGUAAAUAGAUGGUGUUUUUAAAACAGUUUGACUUUCAACUAAUUAGGCUCCAGAAAACCAAGACAUUUUUCUUUCACAAAUUAAAUUUUUUUUUUGAAUCACUACUGCUGAUUACUAUAGCUCUAAGCUGUGGAAACUUACCAUGCCUCUAUCAUUCAACAAAUGUACAAGUUAAUUUCCUCCAUUCACCAAUGACAUUUUAUCAUGUUCAUUUUGUUACAUCAAAAACUAUUCAUCCGGCUAGUGUUCUUGUAUUUGAUUGGUAAUUAUUCAGAGACCCAAGUCAAUAAUAUGAUCUUGGGAGUAGCCGACACCUCGUUCAUCAAUCGAUUAGUAUUUUAUUCAUUGAUUUGAACAACCGAAAAUUUCGUCAAUUGAUAAGAUUUCAUCUGACAUGAGUAAACAACUUAAAUUUCAUAAAUUCUUGUAGGUCGGGAAUAACCUCUCCUGAAUAAUUACUGUCCGUAUAUCUGUUAAUAAUUCCCGAAACAAAUUUAUAACGUUAGUGAAGUUUGAUUGUGGCUAGCAGAGAGGAAUCGCAAUAUUGACACUGGGAUGGAGAUGUAUUCAGCUGAAAAGUCUUCAAGAAGUUGAGACGUGCAUUGUGGCGUCCGUCGCUGACCAUAAUUCAAGAUUCUGACUAGACGACAGUGUCAAGUAAAUUCAUUCAGGAUCUGCAUAUGCCAAUACUGAUCGGUUGGGACCCUUAACAUCAACAUCGGGGAAAUCCAAACUAUUCAUGGAUUGGAUGAAGUUAUGUAUUAACACCAUUGGAUGCUGGCUUAAUGGUAUAUUGGUUCAGUGUUCGUGCAAGACCAAAGUUUCUGGGUCUAAGUCCUGCAUACGGGAUCGUGAACGCCCACUGUUGAGGAGUUCCGUUUCCAGUGCUUCCAGGUCCUCAAUGAUAGUUUAACAUUUGAUCGGUUAAUGAUUUUAAUGGAAAACAAACUAAUGCACUCCCUGUAAAAUCUAUGUGCUCAGUACGGAUUGUAGCUUAAAGUGAAAAUUAUUACUUGAAAUUAAUUCGUGCAAAGAAAAACCUAUUCAGUAAUUUUCCUCUAAUAGUGGUUUGUGUUGAUAGUUUUUGUCGAAUUGUGCUUCGUAUGUUCGUGAAACUUAUGUUUAACAGAGUUUAUAAUAAUCUCUAAGAACAAUUAAUAAGUUGCCUAUCACUUCAACCUAAACAGUAUAAUAUUAAUUACUAUUUUCCCUUGAAUAUCGUCCCAUUUAUUUUUCAUAACACUUAAUUGCAAAUUCUUUUGUUUAUUUAUUUGAUAUUGUAGAGUAAACAACAGUAUUCAUCACAUUACCGUUUUUUCAUAGUUAUUACACAUACAAAAUGCCGUUAAUUCUGUUGUGCGGGUAUCCUUGUUCAGGUAAAUCAACCAUUGUCUCUUUAUUAGCUGACAUACUAAAGCAACAUUUACCUCAUUAUUCAAUUCUUAUUGUGGAUGAAUUUAAAAGUGGUAAUCUACAAUCGAAAAUAACAACUAACUAUGAUAUCAGAUGUGAUAUUUAUGCAGAUUCCCUAAAAGAACGUGAAUUUCGCGGUCAACAAAAAUCAGAGGUUGAACGAGCACUUACACAAAGUCAAUCGACUAUAGUAAUCAUGGAUGCACCCAAUUAUAUCAAGGGUUAUAGAUACGAAUUAUAUUGUAUGGCCAAAUCUCAUAAACAUCAACAGAUUGUUUUAUUCAGUGAUAUCCCGCCUGAAAUUUCGGAACAUUGGAAUUCGAAAAUUAAUCGGUAUCCUGUUGAUCUGCUUUCGGAUAUGAUUAGCAGGUUUGAACGUCCUCAGUCUACACAGCGUUGGGAUAACCCACUUAUAACUAUUGAACCUCAUCUUUGGAACUCACCAAGCACUGAUAAUAUGGAGUCAGUAAUUAUACAAAUAAAACAGCUGCUAAACAACAGAGGCAAAGGAAAGAUCCAACCAAACAAAUCAACACAACUGACAAUUAUUUCAUCAUCUAACUACCUACAAAAUCUGGAGCAUAUCACGCAGCAAGUCGUAGAUCAUGUCCUUCGAAGUCAAACCAGUGGUCUUUCAUCAGUCGAUCUCCCUAUAUGUUUCCAAAACGAGCAUAACCGAGAUGUAGUUCUUCAAAUUACCAACUCCGAAACUAAAUACACGAUUGGCAACCUUAUACGACUUAAACGCCGAUAUAUUGCGGUACAACGAUUAAAAUUUGAUCAGUUAAAUACAGUUUCGGAUGAUGCUUCGAUUGCAACAAACUUUUUGCAGUUUAUUUCGUUCAAUGGGGAUUUAUGUGAUGAUGAAGCCAGUUAGAAAGUGACAAAAACUUAUAAAGACAAGAAUCACAAGUGAUAUUGUCAUGUAACAUAAUAUUUUUUUAUCGUUUGUCACACUGCUCUACAAUGGGUCUUUUGUAACGAUUUAUAACAUUGAAUAGUGUAUUUCAGAAAUAUGAAAAUCGUAUUUCUAAACUACACAGAUAUAAAAUUAGAAAAACCCUAUGAGCUACAUUGAGACAAAUACUAAGAAUAAACAGUAGGAAAACUAUAUUCAUUUUAAAUGACUACCCUAGCUACAUUAACAGAGCAGUUUACCAUAUGGAUAUAUUUGCCAAGUAUGGACGUUUGCGUAAAGGCUCGUAAUACAUACUCCCCGACUAUCCAAACCAGAGUAAGUUGAUUAAAGUCAAAAUUUACAGUCAACUGGUUGAGUGCCUUGGAAUGACACCUCACUUAGCUUCAUGAAGUUAUGAUUUGAAAGGUAUGAAGCUAGCACAAUAAAAGAGUUGCGACCUUUGUAGCCAGGUUCCUAGGUUGAUAAAAGCGUUACCACCAUCUAUCAAGAAGUUUCCUCUGAAGAUGUAUGGAACCGAGAAGUGUCAAGCACCCCCAUACAUCUCUAACAGUGCUCAAAUGAACAUUAUUCACAACAAGACCGUGUUCUCAUCUCCGUAUGUUUUUUCCACCCCUCUUCUGGCUCCGCCUUCUUCACAUUCAAACAUUGCUAACGAUCCUAUAAUACGAAAUAUUUCCCCUGUCUUCCAAACAACGCUGUCCGAAACCUGUGUCAAUUGAAGAACUUCACGAAGACUCUCGUGAUACUGAUACGAACUGUGUUUGUAACCCGAGAUAUGGAGCCAACGAGAAUCAUCCUUCGCGUAAUGGGAUAUUCGACAAGUUUCGUCACAUGUCACAUAAAAAUUAUACUUUCUUCGACUAUUUAGGAAUCGAUCUCUAUCUU